Molecule: messenger RNA, 1770 nt
Organism: Metarhizium acridum CQMa 102
Lineage: Eukaryota; Fungi; Ascomycota; Sordariomycetes; Hypocreales; Clavicipitaceae
Source: RefSeq, a predicted model, not a curated record
AUGCCUCCAAAUGCGGAGGCAUCCCUUCGAUUUAACCGUCCAAGUGUGCGCCAAUUCAACAAAGCAGCAGCUAAAGCUGCAGUGCAAAAGUACCAGGACAAGCCACUUAUUGAGAGUUGUCGCCUAGAUGCAAAAACGAGACAACGUCGUGAGAGGAUAUGGAAGAACUGGGAAGAAUUUGCGGCCUGCGCCGACGUUGACCCAGAGGCCAGCUGGAUUGAGCUCUGCUUGGGCGAACCAGACGUUCAAGCUGUUUUCCAAGCUUUCCUGCGACAGUAUUGGGAGGAGUCCGUCACUUUGCGACCGUGCCUUGGUCCUAAGGAAUAUGAGAAGGUCCAUACGAUUGAUUGUGCGUCCACAAUAGAAGAUGUGUGGUGUAUGCUGGUCAAUCAUGCUGGUGACCGGAUUAUGAAGCCGAAAAGGCUCCAAGAUCGCAAGAACGCUGGGGUCUGGUCGUUAAAGUGUUCGCCGGAUGAUAGACUCUCUUUCGGCAUGUAUGUCGUCGAGAUGGGCCUUGGUGGUUGGCGACUAGGCGCGCUGGAACUGAAGAAAUACAACCAUGUCAAGCUUGCGUGGGUUAGAGACCCGGUUGACCCGUCUGUGACGCGAACCAUUUGCUGGUCUACGAUUGACCAUAACAAGCUACAAAAGAUUAGGAUCGAGCGAGAACAGCGUUCUAGCUUAUGCUAUGCGGUUACUGUGAUCCCAAGCCUGAUCCUAUGCUUAACCACGAUGUUCACGAUCCGAGCAAUAAAGGACGAUGCCUUUGAAGCUGGUUUUACGUCAUGCGAUGAGGUCCUCAACCCGACAACACUUGAGGAUGGCGUCAAUUUUGUCGAACUACGCUGGAAAGAAGAGUUUAUGGCUGAUGACAAGCAUAUUAUGCCCAUGAAUUAUCGUAGGUUUCUUGACCUUUGGAAUGAGGAAGGGUCAUCAAGUCAAGAAGCAAAGAAGGUUUCAGCGCGAAUCAAAUACAUCAUAAACUGCCUUGAGAAGUUAGCAGUCCGGGAGAAGCGUCAGAAGUACUUUAAAGAAGCAGAUAAGUUACGAGCAACAAACCAAACUACGGCGCAUCUAAGAGAAGAGGUGCAAAACUUAAAGCGGAAGAGGUUUGGGAAUAGCAGCGCCCACGCCGCCAAGCUAGCCCAUCUUUUGAUUGACCCUAACGCCACUAGUGGUCUUGCUAACCGCCUCGUCGGGUAUAUAAGCGGAAUACACACGCAUCAAGAGGUUACUGAGAGCGAUGACGCUGUGGACAGACCGAGGCAGGCAGCGCGAUGUCUGUUUGGUUGUGGAGCCUUCUUUAACAUAUCAGCACUCAUAAGGCACGUUCGCAAGUUCCACAUGCACAUCUUUAAGACACGUAAGCUGUUCGAUGAGCCAUUCCGCUAUCCAGCUUACCUGCAAAUGGGCAGGGAGGCUAACAUCGCAGACGAAGGAGGCUGGAUCAUUCAUGUAGCGGAGGUUCAUGGAGGCAGCAAGAUUCUUGGAGCUGUACUAGUCAACAAAACAUCAUGUCUUAACACAAAAAUCGCACCAAUAGCUAUGGACUUCGCGGAAGCUCAACACCAAAAAGAACUCGAGAAGAGACGAGAAGCGCUCAGGAAGAGGAAGGAAGCCAAUGCAUUAGGGCCGCGCCCCCACCCAUACAAACGCACGAAACUAGCCUUCACCCAGUCAUACGCACGAUACAGCGAUGACUCUGAGUACAAAGACCCAUCUCCUGAUCCUCAUGCAGAUGAGGAGUUUUGGGUUGAUGGAAGGGAGUAG